This is a messenger RNA of Python bivittatus (Burmese python), 589 nucleotides long. Lineage: Eukaryota; Metazoa; Chordata; Lepidosauria; Squamata; Pythonidae. The record is from RefSeq and is a predicted model, not a curated record.
AUGGUGCUUCUGUCCGGAGACAGGAAAGAGGGCAGAGAGGGCCGGAGCCCCACCGCAGAGAAGCAGUUGCAAGCCGGGUCGCCCGGAGGGCCAGGACCCGAGGAGGCGGAGCGGGAAGGGAGUCCCGGGGGUAGCGGUGCCUCUAGCCCUGACCCAACCACUCCUGCAGAGCGGGCGCGCGGAGCGGGCGAAGGCGAGGAGAACAAGGAAGACGAGUAUGAGGAGUAUGAGGAGUAUGAAGAUUUCUCGGAGCUCCCGGACACGCGGAGCAUUGCUUCAGACGACUCCUUCUACCCGCCCCAGGAGGCCGCCGACGAGGGCGAGUCGGAACUCUCCGACAGCCAGCAGCCGCUCAGUCUCUUCCGCGCCUGCUGUACCAACAACGCCGCCGUCGUGCGGGCGCUCAUCCGGCAAGGGCCCGAGGAGGAGGACGUGAGGGAGACGGACCGCAACAAGCGGACUGGGCUUAUUGUUGCCUGUUACCAAGGGUACGUGGAUGUUGUCGUAGCCUUAGCACAAUGUCCUCACAUUGAUGUAAACUGGCAGGACAAUGAAGGGAACACAGCUCUAAUUACAGCUGCUCAGGCAG